Schizophyllum commune H4-8 is the source of this 1707-nucleotide messenger RNA. RefSeq lists its product as uncharacterized. NCBI's taxonomy places the organism in Eukaryota, Fungi, Basidiomycota, Agaricomycetes, Agaricales, Schizophyllaceae. The transcript is spliced from 3 exons. The record is from RefSeq and is a predicted model, not a curated record. Bases 1 to 1707 code for a protein of 568 amino acids.
AUGCACCGUGCUCUCGCCAUCCCCGAUGUCGUUUUCGCGAUAUGUGGCGCCCUUGUCAAAAACAACGGUGUGGUAGAAGAUGAAGGCCCAUUCUUUGUCGACAAAAAGACGCUGGCCGCCUGUGCUAGGACGUGCCGCGCGUUCCACCUCCCAGCCGUUACGAUGCUAUGGAAGCACCCUUUUCUCACUAUCGAGACUUUACUUCUGCACUGCACUCCGGAAAACCUUUGGGAGAAGUAUGAGGACGUAGAGGAUCAAGUGGUCAAAGUCAAUAACCUGGUUCUCAGACGCCCUGUUUACAAGGCGGAUCUAGAGCGUUUUCUGUUCUAUGCACCUUUUGUCAACAAGCUAACGUUCGGGGCCGCUGCCGACCUCAUGUACUGGUUGUCGCUGAACUAUCCAGGGGGGAAGGGAUCGAAACUUUCGGACGAUGGAUAUUCUGCUCUUCUGGCCGUCCUCGACCCCUCGGCCUUCGUCAAUCUUCGCCACGUGGUCUGGAACACUUCAGUGGCGAGGCUUCAUCACCUACAAUCCUUCCUGUCCCCGUCGAUCGUAUCACUCGAGCUGAAGCUCCACCAGGCGCCCAUGUCGUCUCUGACACUACUGUCGAAUCUGCCAGUCCGAUGUCCGAACGUACACACAUUCGACAUCACCUGCACAGACAGGCAGGCGGAAGCCGGCAUCAAGACUGCAACUGCUCACCUUAUCCAAUCUUGGAAUCUGCGCUGCCUCGAUUGCGACACCUUGGACCUCACGUCUCUGACCAAACUCGCACACCUACCAUUGUUGACCCGCUUGGCCAUCAAGCUUACGAGUCGACCGCCGCGACGUUCGGCGCUACCUGACCUGCCCGCCAAUUGCUUCGGCUCGCUUCAGUGCCUCGAGUUGCGCAAGGUGCAUAUAGGUCUAUGCAUAGAGCUUCUGCAAAAUGCCAGGUUCGCCGCAUUGAUCGACCUCGAUCUGGGCGUCUUCACGACCAUCCCUGCCAACUGGUCAGACCUCUUCCGUGCCAUCCGCCACGCGCAUGCGCGACCAGAAACCUUGCAAUGUCUCCAGGUCACCGAAGAUGAAUCGAGUGGUCAUGGAAAUCCGCCGAUGACAGCUCCCGUCAUCGACGGCGACCUUCUGCAUCUGCUUGAAUUCCAUGGCCUCAAAGUGAUGGUCAUCCAAGCUAAAGGCGGCGUCAACGUCGAGCCCGCGACGACGGAACGCAUUGCAAAAGCGUUUCCCCGCCUUCAGCGGCUGGGCCUCUCUGCAUGGGCGCGUCCUCGGUGGGAGAGGCGUCUCACGCUGCAAGCACUGGAGUCGUUUGCCAUCCACUGCCCGAAAUUGGACGAGAUCGAGAUCGAGCUGGAUGCGAGGAGUGUCUCUUUCGAGAUACGGUCGCCCGGCGCGUCGGCGACGUUAUCGUCGGUGCCCUCUGGUCUCUCCGUCCUCAGCGUGCAGUGGUCGCCUAUCUCGAGCUCGCGCGCUGCCGCAGCGUACCUGUCUACCUUCUUUCCGAAACUCAAUUGUGUUGACUCGUCGGACGAGUUGCUCAACAGGCGGUGGGCUCGUGUGGGCAGAUCGAUCCCGGUGUUCGCGAGGGUCCGUGCGCACGAGCGGAUGCUGGCUGGCAAUCCCUCAGCUGCAGCAAGGGCAGGUCUGGCUCUUGAUUUUAGCGACUUAGAUCUGGCAUCGGGGUCGGAGGAAGAGGAGGAGGAAUGA